GCAGUGCAAGGUCUAAUAAGUCGUACGUCGAUUUUUUCGUGAGAAUGGAUGCUAGACCACGUGUUUAAAAGACAUUUCAUCCAAAUUGAAUGAAAAGUUUAUUUUCAGUCCUAUACAGUAUCGUGUUUGAGUUUAUCAACAAAUUAUAAAAUGCUAUUUUAACAAGUGAUUUAUAUAAAAUGGAGUCCUUUAUAUAUAACAUUUUAUCAUUAGGACAGUGUUGUUUCAGUUUAGUUUAUUUAGUUUAAUAAGUGUUAAAUAAGUAAUAAAAAUUAGUGCAACAAAAAAGGUUGGCGCGAUGGCAGCAGACGUCAAAGUAUCGAAACCUGCCCGGUGUGCCUUGGACAAAAAUGAGUGUGUGAAUGUGCAGGAUUUAUUAAUUUCCUUUAAUUCUCCAUUAAACGAGGAACACAUUUGGGCUCUGUGCCAUCAGUGUGUGAAAUGUUACAUGGAUUUUUUUAAUAAUAAGCCUGAGAGGGACGAAGGUUCUGAUCAGCAGAAAGUGCCGGUGCUGGUAUCGGCUCUAAGCCACAUCAAAUUGCAUAGAGAAGGCACAGUGCACGAGGAUACUAUUUUUCCAGAAAAUGAAAGCGAUCCACCAAGAAUUCCUGUUACAAAUGAGGAAGACUUGGUGCGAGAGCUGGGUCGGGUGCUGUUCUUGGCCUUAGAUUUUGGCUAUGGCCAGGAUGAGGAAAGACAUUUAGGUCCAGAAAUUGGUGAUCUCAUAGACUUUAUGUUGCAAAACGGAGAACACAAUGCGACGCCCGUGGAGCCGCAUGUCGAGACGGACGAUGAAGGAAUCGAAAAAGAUUCGGAUGAGGACUUUCAAACGCCGAACGUCACGGGUUCACAAUUGGAACAUGUACUCGAGAUGUGUACGCAGCAUAUUGGUUUAGGAGCAGAACCACAUUACAAGGCGGUGUGCCGGGCACUUGUGGCAGAAGUAUUAGAACUAAGUACCUUUUUAGCACACGUCUCCCAAGGAACCAAAGAAUUAGCAGGCGACAAUACUUGCUAUGAACUAGAUCUGCUACAUCACACAGAAUGGGCUCGAUUUUGGAUGCAAGUGAUCAAUGAACUAAGGAUGGGCGUAAAACUGAAGAAGGUCAUCCACAGCCGAGCUCCCAUCGAAUACGAGAUGACACCGUACGAAAUCUUGAUGGAUGACAUCAGGUCGAGACGGUAUCAGCUUCGUAAAACCUCUGGAUACUUAGACGUUCCACACAGGCUGAAGAAAGAUGCCCAUGCACUCAUAUUAGACUUUAUAAGGUCUAGGCCACCAUUAAGAAAGGUUUCAGAACGGAAGUUAGCGCCGUUGAAAGUAAAUCUUUCACCCAGGGAACAACUUCUGCAGUCCAUCAAGAGAGGCCGCCAACUGAAACACGUAUCCACGCCGCUGAGAGGAGACGCGCCUCCUGCAUUCAAACGCGAUGGGCUCGCAAGUGGACCAAACAGUGUGCGGCCCGUCAGAAGGCCGAUUAAAGCUGACUUCUCUAUAUUACAGAUGAAUGAUAGCGACGAUGACGAUGAUGAAAAUGAUUCCCAACCCGAAUCGCCAAGAGAUAGCGUCAUCAAUACCACAAACCCAUGGAAACGCACAGCAUACGAUCUUGCGACGCAAUGCUCUUCAAGGCGUGCAUCUAUGCGUCGGCAUACGAUCGUGGCUUGCGGGGGUUGCGAUCUUUUGGCUGAUGCUCACACAGAAAACGUUAGCCAGACCAACCAGCCACCAGCAGAUUCUUCUUCCAUUUGCACCGAUGGUGUCACCAGUUGUAGCAGUGUAGCCGAUCAACGCGAUAGGAUGUCUUGGUCGACGACUUCGCUUCAAGACGAACUAAUGCCAUCGCAGUGGCAAGAUUCAAUAUCUCUGGAUGAGCGUUUGUCGUUAACUCUGGAGGAAAUUGUUCACAUCCGUUCUGUGUUAACCAAGGCUGAACUAGAAGGUUUGCCAGUUGAAUGCAGAGUAAAAGCCGAUGCAGAAAAACGAAAGGUUUGUUUCUUGUGUCUAAAAACAAGAUUUGGAAUAUUCGGUCCAUGGGGUCAGAGGUGCAAGUUGUGCAAAAGAACCGUUUGCGCCAAAUGCUACUCAAAGAUGCGAAUACCAACGGAACAUUUUCGAAAUGUUCCAGUAGUGCUUUUGAGCCCUUCGGUUUGUAGCCCUUGCACGUCUUUGCCUCCAACGGCACCGUGCUCGCCUCACAGGAAUCCAGCAGGAAUGCCAAUGGACGACUCAUUCCCGAGGCGGCUGAUGGCCCGAUUGUUACUUCCUGAAAACGAAAGAAAGUUUCAAGAUAGAAUCGGUAGUGCGCCAUGCAGUCCGAACAGGGGUAGAAAUUCUGCUCCAGAUUCUAUGACCUGCUCGACAGAUGAGUGCCCGAAAUCAACGAGCCCUAGGCAUCAGACCAUGGAUCAAAGAUUUAGGUCUCACACCAGUGCUCGUUCCGGCACAACCGAAAGUCUUAGAGGCGAAUUGAUGAUCGUCUGCCACGACUGUCGUAGCCUGGUCAUAGAAAUUAUCAGGGCUUCUCGUCUGACCAGAUCAGCCCUUAGAAACCACACACUGCGAAAUCUCACUUUGGAUUUAACGCCCAUUUAUAAUACGGCCGACAACAACACGUAG
Ctenocephalides felis (cat flea) is the source of this 2620-nucleotide messenger RNA. Its product is annotated as protein spire-like. The transcript has 15 exons. Gene Ontology annotation, biological process: Golgi vesicle transport; intracellular transport; actin filament network formation. The coding region runs from base 299 to 2620 and encodes 773 amino acids. The record is from RefSeq and is a predicted model, not a curated record. NCBI's taxonomy places the organism in Eukaryota, Metazoa, Arthropoda, Insecta, Siphonaptera, Pulicidae. Gene Ontology annotation, cellular component: cell cortex; cytoplasmic vesicle membrane. Gene Ontology annotation, molecular function: actin binding.